AUGUCAUUGAAUAUUGCUCUCCAGUCAGUUGUAUUCUACGUCUUAUCGUGCUCAACCUGCGCUAAAUUCAAUCAUCGUCAAAGAAUAAAGACCCAGGCAAAGCGCGAGAGAGCUGAGAAGGAUGCAUCACAAGCAAAGAAUCCUGAAUUAUACCGGCAUCCAUCACCAUUUUCUACGAACCAAUAUUGGAGUGAGGAUAUAUUGAUGGGCCCUAGGCUAGCGAGAAAAAAUGAUAGAGGGUGGCCUAAGAACAGAGCUCAUCAGAUACCUGAGGUCGAUGAUAAGACUAGUAGCUACGCCGAAAGUAUAUCGAAGAACUCAGAAACUCCAAGUACACCAACAGUUAUGGCAGAAUUUUCUCGAAUAUCUCUUGAAGGCUGGAAUAUACAACGCUACCAAAGAGAAGAUGAGCUCUUGUGGGGAGAUCAUGAACUUCCAAGUACAGUACCAAGAACUCAUGAGACACGCACGCAAAAUACCCCAAGGCCUGAUCAGCUUUCAGAAAGCGAUGUAUACAUGAUUGGUCUGACAAAGAAAAAUGGGGUCGAAAGCCCCACUCCGAAUUAUCACAUACGGAAUCCACCCGUAAACGAUUUACACCCUCCUAUAGUUAGCAUGUCACCUUUAAGUAUUGGAGAGACCCGAUGGAUGAUUCAACCACCUCCAAAUGCGAAGCUUAUGGAGGGCAAAGAGAUUGUCUAUCAGAGUCGAUCCAGCAGCAGGAAUAGUUUCCCAAGAGUUGGUGGGGAAACCACCACGUUAAAUCGAUAG
This is a messenger RNA of Blumeria graminis f. sp. triticale, 771 nucleotides long. NCBI's taxonomy places the organism in Eukaryota, Fungi, Ascomycota, Leotiomycetes, Helotiales, Erysiphaceae. The record is from the annotation of a GenBank genome assembly.